CGAUAUUCCUUACCCCAACUUCGGCGAAUACCAAAAAGGCGAACACUCUGCGCAAAUUCACCCCAGCGCCCAAAGCUCGGAUAGGACUAUUCUGGGGCUAGAUUCAGGUCAAAAUGAGUCGAACCACAUGGUGACGGGGUGAAAUGGCAACCAUCAAGCCAAUCGAGGGCAGCUCGGUGCACCAAAUUCAAUCGGGACAGGUCAUAGUCGACUUGUGCUCUGUCGUGAAGGAGCUUGUCGAAAACGCGCUCGACGCCUCGGCCACGUCGCUCGAGGUGAGGUUCAAGAACAACGGACUCGACUCCAUUGAGGUCGCCGACAAUGGAACCGGCAUCGGGCCGGAAGACUUCGCCAGCAUCGCGCUGAAGCAUUAUACCUCGAAGCUGUCCACGUACGACGAUUUGGGAAGCCUCACAACCUUCGGAUUUCGCGGCGAAGCGCUAAGUUCCUUGUGUGCAUUGAGCAAGCUGAGCGUGGUUACGUCGCGCCAGCAGGACGCACCAAAGGGAUCAAGGCUUGAGUUCGAGACAAGCGGUCGACUCAAGAGCACGGCUGUUGUCGCAGCGCAGAGAGGUACCACCGUCACAGUUGACAAUAUCUUUCAUAAUCUCCCGGUCCGGAGGAAAGAGCUGGAGAAAAAUAUCAAACGAGAAUAUGGCAAGGUCCUGGGCUUGCUACACGCCUACGCGUGCGUCAGCACAGGCGUGCGCUUCUCGGUGAGCAACGUGCCGCGCAAGGGGAAAAAGGUCGUCGUCUUCUCUACGAAAAACAACCCCACGACCAGGGAGAACAUUGCAAACGUUUAUGGAGCCAAGACGCUGCUGGCUUUGACCCCCCUCGACUUGAGCUUGGAAUUGCGCCCGACCGCACCCUCAAUACAGUUGGCGAAAGGCUGGAACCCGACAAAGGAUGUGAUCAGGGAGGUUCGUCUGGAAGGGCACAUCAGCCGACCCGUAGUGGGUGAAGGCAGGCAAACACCGGAUCGCCAAAUGUUCUUUGUCAACUCUCGGCCCUGCGCCUUACCUCAGGUCUCGAAGGCAAUCAAUGAUGUCUACAAAGCAUACAACAUCACGCAGUCGCCAUUCAUUUUUGCCGAUCUCAAGAUCGAUACUAACGCGUACGAUGUGAACGUCUCGCCAGACAAGCGUACCAUUCUCUUGCACGAUCAGGCUGCUCUCCUUGACGCGAUAAAAGAUGGUCUGGUCGAGCUAUUCGAGAACCAAGAACAAAGUGUGCCACAAGCUGGCAACCGCGGUCUCAAGCACCUGCCACCUUUUAAACAGCUUUCUGUAGAGAGACCAUUGCGUAACGCUUCUGAAGAGAAGGAAGUUUCAGAUGCGGAGGUUUUGUCAGAGUCAAAUGUCAGGGUGUCGGCGCUGUCAACUAGUCGGCUUCUAGACAAGGCUGGGCAAGAGAUUGAAAUGCGUGAGCAUGUGGCUAAGCCGGUGACGGCUGAAUUGCCUGUAGAAGAGAUGCAGGAAGUUCAACUCCAAACCAAUGGAUCGUCGCACGCGAACAGCGACAAACCUGGACAGUCAGCCCCUGACGAGGAGAAUAGUGCUGAAGAGCGAACGAUAGAGCCCACAGCCGAUUUGGAAGAGGGUCAAUAUGAACUCCCUCGGCCAGUACGGGAUUUCAACAAACGCAUGGGCCUAGACAUUGUAGGCCGGAAAGCACGACAGUUUUCAGACUCUGCGGAAGAAAGUGAAGGUAAAAGCGAUAGUGAGGAUGAUCUGCAACCAGUCCACAUCGCCACUUCUAAGGAAAGCAUUCCUUCCGUCUCGAAGACGCCAAAAACUGCUGUCCCUGGUGAUGUACCAAACGCAUUUGAUCGCAUGAGGCCUAAACGCGUUGCGGAGGACACAGCUACUGUCACCAUUGGCAAUCAGACGACAAGCAUGGCAAUCCGCAGCCCAGAAAAAAAGAAAAGACGCACGGAUAUGCCAAAGGUGAUAAACGUUGGUGACAAGGCUAUGCCGAGCUUCGUAAGCAGUCUUUCCCUUUUCACUGCACCUGGGGUGGAGGCGACGGCUGGUGAAGACGAUGUCAUCCAGGAGAACAGAAGCGCGACGAACAUGAAUGACCGCAUGCGGCGCAGAUCAACGGCACGGGAGAAUGCGCAGCCCUUACCGUCAACAACGACGAAGAACAGCCAGACUACUUCACCCGAGGAUGACAUUUCCGAUCACGUACCACCUUCACCAAUAUCGGUUUCGGCAUCAGAAGCUGGUUCUGACGAUGAAUAUCUUGACGAGCGUGAGCAGAAAGCUAGAGAGGAAGCGCGCAUUGCUGAAUUGAUUGAAGCUGCCGAGGAGACAGCGGCUAGACCGUCAAGCGACAACAUAAAACGAGCAACUAAUGUCCUAAAAGGAAGAGGACGAAAGUAUUCGACUUUGCAACUUCUACAACGCCUAAAGACAUCAGAGCAGUGUAUAGAGCGGCAGCUCAGGCAGCUUACCAAAGCAACAACAUUGCAUGAAGCAGAAAACCACGAGGCUCUUCAUGAUGCGCAAGAUGAGCAAAACGCGACUUCUGUCGAAGAACGCUUGUCUCUUACGGUCACAAAAUCGGACUUUGGCCGCAUGCGCGUCAUUGGACAGUUCAACCUGGGUUUCAUCCUCGUCAGUCGCCCUGCGGUCGCUCGAAAGGACUCAGGAAACGACGAACUCUUCAUAAUUGACCAGCAUGCUUCGGACGAGAAGUACAACUUCGAACGCUUGCAGUCGCAAACCGUGGUACAAAAUCAACGUCUCGUACAUCCCAAGCAGCUUGAUCUGACCGCUAUCGAAGAAGAAAUCAUUCUCAAUCACGGCGCUGCCCUGGAGAAGAACGGGUUUGAAAUCAGCACGGACACUUCGGGAAACUCUCCUGUUGGCCAGCGUUGCAAGCUCGUCUCCCUUCCCAUGUCUCGUGAGGUCACCUUUUCUCUCUCGGACUUGGAGGAGCUCCUCGCACUUCUAGCUGAGCACUCGGAGAAUGCGCGUGGAGACGUCCCGAGGCCUUCCAAGGUGCGAAAAAUGUUCGCCAUGCGCGCGUGCAGGUCCUCAAUCAUGGUUGGCAAGACCUUGACGAACAAGCAGAUGGAGAAGGUGGUAAGGCACAUGGGCGAAUUGGACAAGCCGUGGAAUUGUCCACACGGCAGACCGACGAUGAGGCAUUUGUUUUCUGUAAGGGGUUUCAGACAAUGGCAGGAAGGCGACGGCUUGGUCGACAUGGAUGAGGUCACAAGCAUUGGAGGACCAAGUAAGGACGUUGACUGGAAGGCCUUUGUCAGGUCGGGCGAAGAGAUGGGUAUGCUGUACAAAGCAGACAAUGUCAAGUUAUGACGUGGACGUUGGAUGUAAAGUUUUCCUUGUUAUGGAUUUUUAUAUAUCACGCGAACCGUGAAUCAGAUCCGAGGAGAUCAAGUAGGUCUCAUUAUUUAGC
Verruconis gallopava is the source of this 3426-nucleotide messenger RNA. RefSeq lists its product as uncharacterized. The record is from RefSeq and is a predicted model, not a curated record. The coding region runs from base 144 to 3326 and encodes 1060 amino acids. Gene Ontology annotation, cellular component: MutLalpha complex. Gene Ontology annotation, biological process: mismatch repair. The transcript has 2 exons. Gene Ontology annotation, molecular function: ATP-dependent DNA damage sensor activity; mismatched DNA binding; ATP binding. NCBI's taxonomy places the organism in Eukaryota, Fungi, Ascomycota, Dothideomycetes, Venturiales, Sympoventuriaceae.